AUGACAGAUUUUCGACUUCCAAGACCGAACUUCUUUUCAACGCCAAAGAAAGACUUAAAUAGUGAAUACCGUGAUCGAAGGAAAGAUGCCAUUAAAAAAGUUAUUGCAAACAUGACUGUUGGAAAAGAUGUUUCGGGCUUAUUUCCUGACGUUCUGAAAAAUAUGCAAACGGACGAUUUAGAGCAAAAGAAAUUAGUUUACUUAUAUUUAAUGAAUUAUGCAAAGACGCAACCAGAAUUAGUAAUUUUAGCCGUAAAUACUUUUGUAAAGGAUACUGAUGAUAGCAACCCACUAAUCCGUGCACUUGCCAUUCGAACCAUGGGAUGUAUCCGAGUUGAAAAAAUUAUUGAUUAUCUUUGUGAACCUUUGAGAAAAUGUUUAAGAGAUGAUAACCCUUAUGUUCGAAAAACUGCUGCUAUAUGUGUUGCCAAAUUAUAUGAUUUAAAUCCUAAUUUAGCAAUUGAUAAUGGUUUUGUCUCGGUUUUACAAGAUAUGGUAUCAGAUGCCAAUCCUAUGUUAUUGGUGGCUCUUAAUGAAUGCACUGAGUGGGGUCGAAUAGCUAUUCUUGCUGCACUGGCUGAAUUUAAACCUGCUGACUCUAAAGAAGCUGAACAUAUUGUUGAACGUGUUGUUCCACAAUUUCAACAUGUAAAUGGAAGUGUUGUAUUAUCUGCGAUUAAGGUGGUAAUGAUUUAUAUGAGGACUAUAAGAAAUGAUGAUGCAAUACGGCAAUUGGUUAGAAAAAUGGCCCCUCCUCUUGUUACUUUAUUGGCAUCUGCUCCUGAAGUUCAAUAUGUUGCCCUAAGAAAUAUUAAUAUUAUAUUACAAAAACGCCCAGAGAUUUUAGCAAAUGAAAUGCGUGUAUUCUUUUGCAAAUAUAAUGAUCCGCCAUACGUCAAACUUGAAAAACUUGAAAUUAUGAUCAAGUUGGCUAAUGAAAAAAAUAUAGACCAAUUGCUAUCGGAAUUAAAAGA
Messenger RNA from Scutellospora calospora, 974 nucleotides. The record is from the annotation of a GenBank genome assembly. Lineage: Eukaryota; Fungi; Glomeromycota; Glomeromycetes; Diversisporales; Gigasporaceae.